CACACACACCAACUCUUGCAUCAAAACACAUCAACCAAGAAUGUUGUGGACUACUAGUGUUCUAGCUUGGAUCUGCCUUCUUGUAGCCGUUGCGAAUGGCCAAUCCCCUGCGGCUUCGCCAUCAAGUACGCCUGUCGUCGUGCCCCCACCUUCGACCACCCCGGUUCCUCCAACUCAACCGCCACCUUCCACCCCUCCGGCUUCUACCCCAUCUGUCCCACCACCUCAAAUUCCACCACCACAACCUCCAGUGAGUCCGCCCGUCUCGGCCCCAUCUACCCCACCACCACCACUACCCGCCCCAACGCCGCCACUGCCCGCCCCAACGCCACCACCGGUUGCUUCACCGCCUGCACUAUCGCCUGCUGUGCCUCCACCAGCGGUCGCUCCAGCACCAGCCACCCCACCGCCAGCUCCAGUGGCUGCGCCAAUUCCUCCACCGCCAACGCCUGCACCGGCUCCACCGCCACCAUCGCCAGCUCCAGCACCGGUUUCGAUUUCACCAGCCCCAACACCGGACAUGAGUCCUUCCCCUGCACCAGCUCCAAAAAGACACCACAAAAGAAGGCAUAGGCACAAGCAUCAUCAUGCACCCGCACCCGCACCGGUGGUGGCUAAGAGCCCACCAGCACCACCAACCCCUACAGAUUCUGAUGACAGUGUACCAGCACCAUCACCAACACUUAAUCUGAGUAAUGCAAGAACUUUGUUUCUAAAGGGAGAAAGAUUUGGAUAUGUUGUUGCUGGUCUACUGAUUUUCAUGAUAUAAAGCAGCCUUGAGAAGAUGUUUACAUUUUCCACUUGUAACAUUACUCCAAAUUCUUUUUAAAUGUAUGAAUAAAGAUGAAAUUUCAAGCAUGAAUUUGGGUGAAA
Helianthus annuus (common sunflower) is the source of this 873-nucleotide messenger RNA. RefSeq names its product lysine-rich arabinogalactan protein 19. The transcript has 2 exons. The record is from RefSeq and is a predicted model, not a curated record. Lineage: Eukaryota; Viridiplantae; Streptophyta; Magnoliopsida; Asterales; Asteraceae. The coding region runs from base 41 to 769 and encodes 242 amino acids. Gene Ontology annotation, cellular component: plasma membrane.